Messenger RNA from Aspergillus pseudonomiae, 3537 nucleotides. It is a transcript of the gene pmcB, whose product is annotated as putative calcium-translocating P-type ATPase(PMCA-type). The coding region runs from base 1 to 3537 and encodes 1178 amino acids. The record is from RefSeq and is a predicted model, not a curated record. NCBI's taxonomy places the organism in Eukaryota, Fungi, Ascomycota, Eurotiomycetes, Eurotiales, Aspergillaceae. Gene Ontology annotation, biological process: calcium ion transmembrane transport; intracellular calcium ion homeostasis. The transcript has 4 exons. Gene Ontology annotation, cellular component: membrane; intracellular membrane-bounded organelle. Gene Ontology annotation, molecular function: ATP binding; ATP hydrolysis activity; P-type calcium transporter activity.
AUGGCAUCGACCCUCAGUCCAAAUAGGCUAUCAGUCCAGAAUGGGCCCCCUCGAUCAUCACAUUCAUCAUCACCUUCACUUGGCGGUGAAACUUUACGGUCAAGAGCAGACUCAACUAUCUCUUGUGCAGAUACUGUUGUUAGGUCAAGAGCAAACUCAGCAGCUACCACCACCAAAGCUGUAUAUGAUGACGUCUCAGUGGAAGAUGCCUUAAAUCCGGAUGCUCGAAAUGAGGAUGAUUUCAUCGUGCAAGAUAAUAAGUUUGCCUUCUCACCCGGCCAGCUCAAUAAGAUGCAAAAUCCGAAGUCCCUGGCUGCCUUUCAAGCGCUUGGUGGCUUACAUGGCCUGGAACGCGGCUUGCGGACAGAUUUGGCAGCUGGAUUGUCCAUAGAUGAGGGUCGCUUAGAAGGCACCAUGAGCUUCCAAGAGGCGACGUCUGGGAACGCCCACCCCAAACAACAAUUGUCCUCAAUCACAGAAACACCUGCAUCCGAGACCGACUCACAGUUCCAGGAUCGCAUACGCAUCUUCAGCCAAAACAGACUGCCUGCUCGUAAGUCGACUGGCUUUCUGAAGUUGCUUUGGCUUGCAUACAAUGAUAAAAUUAUUAUCUUGCUUACUAUCGCCGCUAUUGUAUCACUGUCUCUGGGUAUCUAUGAGACCGUCAGUGAAGGUUCAGGAGUCGACUGGGUCGAAGGAGUUGCUAUCUGUGUUGCGAUAUUGAUUGUCACCGUUGUCACAGCCGCCAACGACUGGCAGAAAGAAAGGCAAUUUGCCAAGUUGAACAAACGUAACAACGACAGAGAAGUCAAAGCCGUCCGCUCGGGCAAGGUGUCUAUGAUUUCAAUCUAUGAUAUUACUGUUGGAGACGUUCUCCACCUUGAGCCCGGUGACUCUAUCCCUGCUGAUGGUGUGCUGAUAUCUGGUCACGGAAUCAAGUGUGACGAGUCUUCUGCCACUGGCGAGUCAGAUCAGAUGAAGAAAACCGAUGGAUAUGAAGCCUGGCGGCAAAUCACAAAUGGCACUGCUACGAAGAAACUCGACCCCUUUAUGAUUUCUGGCGGUAAGGUCCUUGAAGGUGUAGGGACCUUCCUAGUAACGAGCGUCGGACGAUACUCAACUUAUGGGCGCAUCCUGUUGUCGUUGCAGGAGAAUAAUGAUCCGACCCCUUUGCAAGUCAAGCUGGGAAGGCUUGCCAACUGGAUCGGCUGGCUGGGCUCUGGCGCUGCAAUCGUCCUGUUCUUCGCAUUGCUUUUUAGAUUCAUUGCUCAACUCCCGGAUAACCCGGGCUCUCCUGCGCACAAGGGAAAGGAAUUCGUAGAUAUUCUCAUCGUUGCUGUUACAGUUAUUGUCGUCGCCAUUCCUGAGGGUCUCCCACUGGCUGUAACUUUGGCACUAGCCUUUGCUACAACACGAAUGGUCAAAGAGAACAACCUUGUGCGCGUCUUUCGUGCUUGCGAGACGAUGGGAAAUGCCACAGUCAUUUGCUCCGACAAGACAGGGACUCUAACCCAAAAUAAAAUGACUGUGGUCGCCGGGACACUGGGGCAAAAGAGCUUCGGACAAGAUGACAAUUCCAGCUCCUCGGUGACCGCAACUGAAACUUUCAAACAGUUUUCUUCCAGGAUGCGUGACCUGCUCGUCAAGAGCAUUGCAAUUAACUCGACCGCUUUUGAGGAGGAAAGGGAGGGCUCGAAAGAGUUCAUCGGGAGUAAAACCGAAGUAGCAUUGCUACAACUGGCUAAAGACUACCUCGGAAUGGAUGUCACUGCUGAACGUGGAUCCGCGGAGAUAGUUCAACUGAUUCCCUUUGAUUCCGCCCGCAAGUGUAUGGGAGUGGUGUACCGGGAACCUACAGUGGGCUAUCGGCUUCUUGUCAAGGGAGCCGCUGAGAUUAUGGCUGGAGCAUGCUCGAUGAAGAUCGCUGGUACGGAUGGCUCUAAUGGCAUCACUGUUGAUCAGUUCACCCAGGAGGACAGUCGGGAGAUACUCAACACUAUUGAAUCCUAUGCCAACAAAUCUCUACGAACGAUCGGGCUGGUCUAUCGCGAUUUUUCGAACAUUUCCAGCUGGCCUCCGAGCUAUAUCAAGCCCUCUGAGGAUGAUUCAGAUAUGGCUCAGUUCGAAGAUCUUUUCCGUGACAUGACCUGGAUUGGCGUUGUGGGUAUCCAGGAUCCUCUCAGACCCGAAGUUCCUGCAGCUAUUGAGAAGUGCCGCACCGCCGGUGUGCAAGUGAAGAUGGUCACUGGUGACAACAUAGCAACAGCCACCGCCAUCGCAUCGUCCUGUGGUAUUAAGACAGAAGAUGGAAUUGUCAUGGAAGGCCCCAGAUUCCGCCAGCUGUCGGAUGAUGAAAUGGACAAGGUGCUUCCACGUCUUCAAGUCCUGGCCCGCUCAUCGCCCGAGGAUAAGCGGAUAUUGGUAGCACGACUGAAGCACUUGGGAGAGACUGUGGCGGUAACUGGAGACGGUACCAACGAUGGCCCUGCACUGAAGACUGCCGAUGUUGGCUUCUCCAUGGGUAUCGCUGGUACAGAAGUUGCCAAGGAAGCCAGCUCAAUCAUUCUACUAGAUGAUAACUUCAGUUCGAUUAUUACAGCAAUCGCAUGGGGCAGAGCUGUGAAUGAUGCCGUGGCCAAAUUCCUCCAGUUCCAGAUCACGGUCAACAUCACUGCUGUCGUUCUAACCUUUGUUUCGUCUCUCUACAGCAAUGAGAACCAAAGUGUGUUGAGCGCAGUGCAGCUGCUUUGGGUCAACCUGAUCAUGGAUACCUUUGCAGCCCUCGCUCUUGCAACUGAUGCGCCGACGGAGAAAAUCCUCCAUCGCAAGCCUGCCCCGAAGAGUGCCUCUCUUUUUACUGUGGUCAUGUGGAAGAUGAUCCUCGGACAGGCAGUUUACCAGCUGGCCAUAACUUUCAUGCUAUAUUUUGCCGGAAGCCACAUUCUCAAGGAUCAUCUCAGUGCCGAUAAUGGACAGAAAGAGCUCGCCACCAUCGUGUUCAACACUUUCGUGUGGAUGCAGAUUUUCAAUGAGUUCAACAACCGAAGGCUUGACAACAAGUUCAAUAUCUUCGAAGGAAUGUUUAAGAACUACUGGUUCCUCGGAAUAAAUUGUAUCAUGGUUGGCGGCCAAGUCAUGAUCGUUUAUGUCGGCGGUGAAGCUUUCGGCGUGACUCCUCUCAACAGCAUCCAGUGGGCUGUUUGUAUCAUCUGUGCGAUCGGUUGUCUUCCUUGGGCUGUGGUUCUCCGCCUGAUUCCUGACAAGCCGUUCGGGAUCGCACUCGACUUUGUUGUCAGAACCAUAGCAUUAAUCUUGCGGCCUAUCAGCAAAGCUUUUGAGUUUGUUGGAAAGAUGCUCAAGUCUGCUGUGCGACCUGUUAAACGGGUUACCAAGCGGGUAUUCAACAAGCGUCAGGAAGAAGACAUUGGUAGACCUGAUGAAGAGACUGCCGUGUUGACGGAUCUGAGACGACAGCAAACCCCCGAGGCGCCAACGACUUCGGCCACAGUGCCUCCGAUUACUAUCACAACCUCUUGA